UUUCGGAAGUUGCAUGCGCAGAUAAUCAUACGAGCGCUCACAAACCAACGGGAGAAGCAAAGGCCGGUUUAUUUCAGUAUUAUUAUUACCUAGCUAGUAAUUCAUAAAAAUAUACAGAUUUUAUAUAAUUUAUACAUGGAUAUGGCGGAGAAGGUAACGAAAACUGCAGAUGAACUGUAUGUGUCUGACAAAGAGGGAAAUGACCAGGAUGGCGAUGGAACAGAACAGAAGCCCUUCAAGACCGCAUUGAGGGCGUUGACAUUUGCUGGAAAAGAACCAUUCCCAACCAUCUAUGUGGACUCUCAGAAGGAAGGAGAGCGUUGGGCAGUGAUCUCCAAGACACAGAGGAAAAAUGUGAAGAAGUUAUUUGCUCGGGAGCAGAUGAAGAGCGACUCCAAAGACAAAAAGGAGGCAGAGGAUUCUGAGAGACGAGAGAAGAAUCUGGACGGAGCUAAGAAAGUCACCAUUGAGAAUGACUCCAGCCUUCCAGAGCCCAAAACGGUUAAAAUCUAUCAGCUGGAGCCUCUCCGGGGGCAGAGGGUGAAGGUGUUUGGUUGGGUGCACCGAAUGAGAAAACAAGGAAAGAACCUGCUGUUCAUCGUGCUGAGAGAUGGAACUGGUUUCUUGCAGUGUGUUCUCAACGAUAAAUUGUGUCAGUGCUACAAUGCCUUGGUGCUGUCCACUGAAAGCACAGUGGCUCUGUAUGGGACAGUGCAAGAAGUACCUAAAGGAAAACAGGCCCCUGGAGGUCAUGAGCUGACCUGUGACUUCUGGGAGCUGGUGGGUCUGGCGCCGCCUGGAGGAGCUGACAACCUGCUGAAUGAGGAGUCUGAUGUGGACGUUCAGCUCAACAACAGACACAUGAUGAUCCGUGGGGAGAACGUGUCCAAGAUCCUCCGGGUCCGUUCCACUGUCACACAGUGCUUCAGGGAUCACUUCUUCACCGGAUACCAUGAGAUCACCCCACCCACCCUGGUGCAGACCCAGGGAGGAGGUUCCACCCUGUUCAACCUGAACUACUUUGGGGAGGAGGCGUUCCUGACCCAGUCCUCACAGCUCUACCUGGAGACUUGUAUCCCUGCUCUGGGAGACACCUUCUGUAUCGCUCAGUCCUACCGCGCAGAGCAGUCCCGCACCCGCAGGCACCUGUCCGAGUACACUCACAUAGAGGCAGAGUGCCCCUUCAUGACCUAUGAGGACCUACUGAGCAGGCUGGAGGAUCUGGUGUGUGAUGUGGUGGACAGAGUCCUGAAGUCUCCUGCUGCUUCUCUACUCUACCAAGUCAACCCUGACUUCAAGCCCCCCAAGAGGCCCUUCAAGAGGAUCAACUACUCUGAUGCCAUCAUCUGGCUGAAGGAGCAUGACAUCAAAAAGGAUGAUGGGACCUACUAUGAGUUCGGAGAGGACAUCCCUGAGGCCCCAGAGAGGCUGAUGACUGAUGCCAUCGGUGAGACCAUCCUGCUGUGCCGCUUCCCGGCUGAGAUCAAGUCCUUCUACAUGCAGCGCUGUCCUGAGGACCGACGCCUCACUGAGUCGGUGGAUGUGCUGAUGCCUAACGUUGGAGAGAUAGUUGGAGGGUCUAUGAGGAUCUGGGAUGCUGAGGAACUGCUGGAGGGAUACAAGAGGGAGGGCAUUGACCCAACCCCUUACUACUGGUACACUGACCAGAGGAAGUAUGGUACCUGUCCCCACGGUGGCUACGGGCUCGGCCUGGAGAGGUUCCUCACCUGGCUGCUGAACAGACACCACAUCAGAGACGUGUGUCUCUACCCCCGCUUCAUCCAGCGCUGUCGACCCUAAACUAAACAACUACCCUGGCCCCCUCUGUCUGCAGCUAGAUGGCACUGCAACAGACCCAAGGGUACGUCCCAAAUGGCAACUUUUAUAUAUAGUGCACUUCUUUUGAUCAGGGUUCAUAUUAGUCUGGUAAAAAAAAAAAGGAAAAAAAGUAGUGCACUACUUGGGGUGCCAUUUGGGACGAAGCCCCAUUAUCCUAUUAAACUGCAGGAAACCAACUUACAACGCUUGAGAAACCAAGACGAGAUCACUUAAUUAAUCAAAUCACAUUUUUAUUUUGUCACAUACAAAUGUUUAGGUAGAUGUUAUUACGGGUGUAUCGAAAGCCUUGUGUUUCUAACCUCAUAACAACGCAGUAGUAUCUAUUAAUAUAUAUAUAGUAUCUAUUAAUAUAUAUAUAUA
Oncorhynchus keta (chum salmon) is the source of this 2199-nucleotide messenger RNA. RefSeq names its product asparagine--tRNA ligase, cytoplasmic. Gene Ontology annotation, biological process: asparaginyl-tRNA aminoacylation. Gene Ontology annotation, molecular function: ATP binding; nucleic acid binding; asparagine-tRNA ligase activity. Gene Ontology annotation, cellular component: cytoplasm. The record is from RefSeq and is a predicted model, not a curated record. NCBI's taxonomy places the organism in Eukaryota, Metazoa, Chordata, Actinopteri, Salmoniformes, Salmonidae.